Molecule: messenger RNA, 352 nt
Organism: Acanthoscelides obtectus
Lineage: Eukaryota; Metazoa; Arthropoda; Insecta; Coleoptera; Chrysomelidae
Source: the annotation of a GenBank genome assembly
GAUUCUGCCGCCAUGGAAUGCCAAGAAGUCCGGCAACAUUUCCUUCAAAUUCCGCACAAACGAAGCUAAUGGACUGAUUUUGUUUAAUGGAGGUAUCCGACCUCCCAGGGUGGACCUCUUUGCUGUUGAGAUUUACAACGGGCACAUCUAUGUUCAUCUCGAUCUUGGAUCAGGUCCUUGGAAGCAAAGAGGUUCACGAAGAAGAAUCGACGAUGGAAACUGGCAUGAAGUUAUCUUCAGAAGAACCGGGAGAGAGUCAAGAAUAACGGUUGAUGGGUUUCACACUGAUUUCAAAACAGUGGAAUUCUCCAUUUUGGAGUAGGGAUACACUCUGCACGUCGACUGUGAUACG